AUGGGCAAGAAAAAGAGCAGCAAGUCGAACAAGGUGACCGUUAGUCUCAGCGAGUUUGUUGCUGGCAGUGGUCAGCAGCCCGGGUCGGGGCCCAUUGUAGCGGCGGAUCCCGAACUCGCCGUGCUACCGACUGCGCCGCGGAGUCGGGGACCCGAUGACGAACGAGGGUUCGGAGCUCGUUAUGGUGGGUCGUUCGGAGGUUACGGAGACCGCUGGGAGCGUUUCGGCGGUCCCGGAGCUCGAAUGCGAUCGGCUUUCGGUGAAGCACCCUGUGACUGGGCCGACGAUGACGACAGUGGAUUCGCGGGUGCCGGUGCUGCUUCCGAUCGAGCGUUUGGUGCUGGUAACCGCGGUGCCGACGCUGAACCCGAACUGGACUGGAGCGCAGCUCGACGAGGUCUGACGCCUCGAGGCCCAGUUGGAGACGCAGGCGGUCGCGACUGGCUGCGAAAUGCGGAUCACUCGCGGGGGUUUCCCGCUCCAGCAGCGGCCGCUGGCUUGAACGGAGCAGGUCCGGCGCUUGAAGCCGAAGCGGCACCAGAGCCGGACUUUACCCGGCGAGGCCUGGCGCCUCCCGCGGCACUAGAGACAGCCGAAAAAGGUCUGGGUAGUUUUGGUGGCCGCCAACCCGAAAGGAGGCGAGAAAUGUUCGGUCAGUUGGUGACAGACUCAGCCGAAGGAACGUUGGAACGCCGCGGACUACUCCCGCCUGCGGUAACGACUCGUGCGCAGGUGUCGCCUGUCGAGGACGUAGACGUUGAUUUCCGCAAACGUGGCAUGUUGCCACCUGCGGCAGAGGCAAAGGCGUCAGCAUCAGAACCUCAGCCCUCUAGGGGGUUCAUCCCCUCGGAUGUGGAGGUCGACUUUGGGAAGCGUGGUCGACUGCCACCGGCAGCCUCGGAGGGCACGCGUUCCGAGGCAACACUUCCUGCAGAUGCUCCAGCAGACACUCGAACGGAGCCCAGUGCUCGUGACGCCCGUCCAGGACGACCGCAAGAGCUGCCGUCGCACAUGAACCCGCCGCCAGCGAGUAGCACGACGCACGCGGCGAAGCAGGGCGCCUCCACGGAGCCGACAACGUUAGACUUUAGUCGCAGAGGACGGCUGCCUCCGUCCGCUGUGAAGGCCUCGGCGAGUAACGACACCUCGUCGAGGCACCGGCGGAGACCUUUUGCAGGCAUGGCUGCAGCGGCAGGGGAUUCAUCCGCAGUGGAGUUUUCCAGACGAGGCGUACCAUCGCCGGCAGCAGCAGCAGCAGCAGCAGCAGCAGCAGCUGACGCUGACGCUGGUGCAGUGCCUGCCUCCGAACGAGCGCCUCGCAAGGCACCGUCUAGUCAGGGUGCCAAGUCUUUCUUCGGGAAAGAUACCCAGGUGGACUGGUCGCAGGUACGGCGAGGGGUACCGCCUCCACCGGCGACGGAGACCUCCCCGAAUGCAAACACGCCCUGA
Messenger RNA from Cyanidioschyzon merolae strain 10D, 1449 nucleotides. RefSeq lists its product as hypothetical. Bases 1 to 1449 code for a protein of 482 amino acids. Lineage: Eukaryota; Rhodophyta; Bangiophyceae; Cyanidiales; Cyanidiaceae. The record is from RefSeq and is a predicted model, not a curated record. The transcript has a single exon.